AUGGCAUACUACGACGAGCGUCGCAGUUAUGCGCCGCCGCGCAACGAUCGCGGCUAUGCCACAGAGUACUACGAGGAACACCCCCGUGCAGGCUAUGCCAGAUAUGAGCGCGAAGUGCGUCCGCACAGAGGAAGCCAAGAUUCAGUUGAAGAAAUCCAACGUGAUUAUCCUCCGGGCUCGGAGUACGUGUACGAGCGAGGCUAUGAUGCCCGGCGUCCCGCUCGUCCUACAUAUGAGAACGUCCGCCGCGCUUCCUCGGUGGGAGGAGGCUAUGACCCCUAUGCUGGAGAUGGCUACUAUCAUCGGACCCGACGAACCAAGUAUUACGAUGACCACCACUCCCGUCGCUCCAGAUACGCCUCGACAUCUUCAUCCAGUCCAUCUCCGCCUCCGCGAAGACGUCGCAAGUCAUUUGGCGAAACGGCCCUUGGCGCCCUAGGCUUGGAAUCUGUCGUCUCCAAAAGCUCAGACCGCACAGAUCGCCGUCGUGGUCGCUCGUCCUCGCGCUAUCGUGGCCGUGGCCGUGGCCGUGACUACUCGUCGUCUCCCAGUCGCAGCCGGAGCCGGAGUCGUCGUCGUCGUGAUGGCAGAGAUCGCGCCAAAAGCCAAGACAAAAUGAUGCAGGCUGCCCGCGCCGCUCUGACAGCCGGCGCCGUGGAAGCCUUCAAAUCCCGAAAGGAUCCCGGCCCCUGGACCGGUGCCAAGGGCAAGCGUAUCCUGACGGCCGCAAUUACCGCAGCCGGUACCGACGGCCUCUUGGACAAGGACCCCAAAAAGCACUCCAACCUCCACGUCAUCGAAUCCACGAUCGCAGGUCUCGCUGCCGGCCAUCUGGUCGGAGGGCCCAAGGGUCGCGAUGGUCGAGGUCGCAGCCGCUCCGGAGGUGGACUCAAGGAUCUGGCUGCCACCGGCGCCCUCGCCGCGGCCGGCAAAGAGAUCUUUGAUCGUGUCUCACGUUCACGCUCUCGACGUCGCGACCGCGAAGACCGCGGCCGUAGUCACAGUCGGGACAGCGGAGACGACGAGCGCCGGGGCUCCAAGAAGCGCAGCAAGAGUGUGUCCGACUACAUCAACAAGGGCAUGGCCGCGUUGGGACUGGGAGAAGAGGCUUCGGAACAUGAUCGUCGCGACCGUAGCCGUGAGAGAGAUGAUGGGCACGACCGAAGACGGGAGCGACGUCGUCACCGGGACCGGGACUCGCGAUACGACUCGUAUUCCGACUCCGACGCAGAUACCGAUUACCGCAGCAGAGAUUACAGACGAGGCAGAGGCUCGAGAGAUGUAGGUCGUUAUCGCUCUGCAAAUGGCAGCAGAGCACCCCCUCCACGAUCCGCAGGUGCCUCUCGUGGAGAAAGAGGCCCCGGAUCUUCUACCCGGCGAUCCAGCUCCAGCUCUGAGAGUAGUUCUGACUUAGGUGACAGUGACAAUGAGAGAAAACAGAGCAAGAAGAUGAAGCGGGACCUGUUGUUGACAUCCGGGCUGGCCACUGUGGCCACCAUUCAUGCCGCCCACAGCGCCUACACGUCCGUGGAGAAACGCAAGAAACGCAUGGAACAGGUCAAGGCCGGCGAAAUCACCGCGGACGAAGCUCGCAAACGCCGGAUGAAGGCCAACACGGUCGACGCCGUCAGUAUCGGCCUCGCAGCUCUGGGGAUCAAGGGAGCGUACUCGGAGUGGAAGGAGGCCAAUGAAAAACGCAAGGAAACCCGACACUUCCAGGAGGAAUGCGCCGAGCGAAGAAUCAAACGUGAGAUGCGUCGCAGCCGUAGUCAAGGACACGGUGCUUAUCAUCGCCGUCGAUGGCCCGACGAAAUUGAGUAUCCCACCGACGCUCACUCCACCCGUGGCACUGGGGUGGCUUAUCAUGACGGAAAUCCCUACGCUGCAACGGCGGCCCCGGCGAUUGCCAACUAG
Penicillium diatomitis is the source of this 1914-nucleotide messenger RNA. RefSeq lists its product as uncharacterized. The transcript is spliced from 2 exons. The record is from RefSeq and is a predicted model, not a curated record. The coding region runs from base 1 to 1914 and encodes 637 amino acids. Lineage: Eukaryota; Fungi; Ascomycota; Eurotiomycetes; Eurotiales; Aspergillaceae.